Molecule: messenger RNA, 2741 nt
Organism: Phalacrocorax carbo (great cormorant)
Lineage: Eukaryota; Metazoa; Chordata; Aves; Suliformes; Phalacrocoracidae
Source: RefSeq, a predicted model, not a curated record
GGGGCUGCUUUGCUAACGUGCGGGAGGGCAGCUCCUUGCCCCCAUCCUUCCCACCAGGGCCAGUGGAGCAGGCAGAGCUGGGGCAGCGAGCAGGCUCCACUGAGGGCAUGGCAAGGCAUGCACCCACUGCCACUUAUCGCCCUUCACUGUGCAGAGCCCGGCUGCGGUGCUAGACUGCACCUGGCAAGAGCUGAUGGUGCCCGUCAGCCAUCCUGUCACAGCCCCAGCCAAGUCCCGGCGGCCUCAGGGAUGGCCAGGCUGAGCCCCAGCAGCCUGUGCUGGGCCCUGCUGUGGCCUGGCCAUCCUGGAGCGUGGCUGUGACAGGUUGGGGUCCCCUCCCGGAGGCCUCUGUGGAGGGUGGCGGUGUCAGGGCACACACGCUCCCGUCGUCUCCCGGCCCGCCGAACUCCGCCGCCGUCCCCAAGCACCGGGCACACAGUAGCCCGCCACACCCAUCAUGGCGGCAUCGCACUGACCGCCACGCACAUCAUGGCGGCCCCCAUAGGCCGUUGCCCCCAAGAUGGCCGCACUGCCCCAUCCAACCCGCCCGCGCCCAAGAUGGCCGCCCUGGAGGGCCGCGUGCCGCGCCCAACAUGGCGGCCGCCUGCCAGAGCCCGGCGGGCGAGCGGGCUGAUGACGCCACUUCCGGCGGAAGCUGCGGCCAGGCUCCCAUGGAGACGGGCGAGGGCCGGCCGGGGGUUGCGGCCACGCUGCGGGCCCUGAACGGGGCGCUGGGGCGGCCCGCCGCUCUCUGGGUGAAGGAGAGCGGCGCCCGCAACCUGCGGCACCGGGACUUCCUGGCGCCCCGGGCCGCGCUGAGCGCCGCUUUCCCCGGGGGCCAGGUGCCCGCUGACGUCGUAGCGGGCGUGACGUCACUAAGAGGCCCGGGGGUGCUGGCGGUGCGGGGCUGUCAGGAGACGCCGGCGGGGCUGGCGGUGCAGGUGUGGCGGCCGCAGGCCUUCGAGCGCCUGUUGGGGCCACAGCCCGCCCCGUCCCCAGCGCUGGGGGUGCAGGCGGGGUGGGUGGUGCUGCACUGCCCGGCUGUGCGCACCCCCGCUGCCCUGCGGCCCCGCCACCUCCGCUCCCUCUUGCUGGCCGACCACCUGGCCCAGCUGCUGCGCACCCAGGGGGUCGGCAUCCGCCUGGUCCCUGCGCUUGCCGAGGAGGGGAGCCGGGAUGUCCUGCGGCAGCUCCGCAUCGACUGGCCCUCUGGCUCCAGUGGCUCAGCACCCCCUGAUGCUAUCUCGGCCUUGAAGCGGGCCCUGGGCCGGUCCCCCUAUGCUGCAGCCUGUGAGCAGGGGCCAGGUGUAGCCAUGCUGCCUGAGGAUGUAAUCUCAAAAGUGCAUUUGAAGAGCUUCGUGCAACAGCAGGGCUUGGUGGGCUACGACCCCAAUCUAGAUGUCCUUCUUGUGACAGAAGGGAAGCUGCGGUCCCUGGCUGAGCUGCAGCAAGCUGUACAGCAGUGCACAGCUGGAGGUCAGGGGAGCUGCUGCAGCAUUGUACAUGUGGUGAGCUGUGAGGAGGAAUUCCAGCAGCAGCAGCUGGAUCUGCUCUGGAGAAUUUUGGAUCCAGGAGCCCACACAGCUUUGCAGAAGCACCUUGUCUGUGGGCCAGUGAAGGUGACAAACCCCUCAUCGCCCAUCGGGGCAGACCAGUACUUCCAGCUCCGAAAGCGCCAGAUGUACGAAGCCUCUGUGAUGAAGUAUGGGGAGCUUGCACAAGAUGAGGCCUGGACUGAGGUGAUUGAUACGCUCACAGUGGCUGCCAUCAGGUUUGAGAUGCUGAGCACUGCUCACAGGAGUCAGAUCACCCUGGACCUGGAGGACAGCAGCAUCUCCACGAAGGGAACCAAGAGCGGCGCCUUCGUGAUGUACAACUGUGCCCGGCUGGCCACACUCUUUGACACCUACCAGCGGGCUGUGGAGCAGGGCACAUACCCACCUCUCCCACCAGUGUCAGAACUGAACUUCUCCUGCCUCCGGGAAGAGGGUGAAUGGCUCCUGCUCUUCAACUAUCUCCUGCCCUUCCCUGAAGUCCUGCAGCAGGCAGCUGUGCUACCUGCACCCACCAAGGGGAUCCGGAUCACAGCCAACACAGAGACAGUGUGCAAGUUCCUGAUCCAGCUCAGCAUGGAUUUCAGCUCCUACUACAACCGGGUCCACGUCCUGGGGGAGCCAUUCCCACACCUCUUUGACCAGAUGUUUGCCCGCCUCCAGCUGCUGGGAGCAGUGAGGGAUGUGUUCCACAGUGCGCUGGCGACUCUGCACCUCCCUCCUCUCAACCAGAUCUGAGCCACCACUGAAGCACCAUGCCAUGGUGUGACAGGCACCAGGACAACAUGCCAUGGGGGGAAAAGGACAGGUCACAUCCCCCCAGCAAGGCAGGGGGCUGCCUGAUGGUCAGGCAGGGAGACAGGCCUUCCCCUCCUGCUGCCAUGUUUUGAGGCUUUGGUUAUGUGCAGCCUGUGGCUGUGCCCAGCAUGGGAGAUGGGUGUGCCUGCUACAUCCACACUAGCAGAAGGAAGGAUGCCUGUGGCACCCUUGCAAGCCAGGCUGGGGAAUGCUGGAGGAGGCAGUGCUAAGGACCAGGACACCACACAGCCAGGCACCAACCUUGCUUCCCUCAAAGCCAUUUAUUGAAGGUUGCUCCGUGCUGGCAGGGAGCUCCUGAGGCUAAAGGCUCUUGUCGGACCUGGGGCCAGGGCCCAGUACCGGGGUCCAAUACACUUGUUGCUGGACAAA